Messenger RNA from Nerophis lumbriciformis (worm pipefish), 381 nucleotides. Lineage: Eukaryota; Metazoa; Chordata; Actinopteri; Syngnathiformes; Syngnathidae. The record is from RefSeq and is a predicted model, not a curated record.
AUGUGUUGGAUGGCCGCCAUUUUUUACCUGCCACGGCUGUUUGUAUACCAUGCCUCUGCCGAAGACGCGGUGGGGCGCGAGCGUUUUAAUGUGAUGGAGCGCAAACUUUACCGCGGCAUAGCCACGCCCUCAAUGGUUGCCUCGGUACUAUUUGGUGGGUUGCUGGUAUUCACCAAUCCCGAUUACCUGAAACAAGGCUGGUUUCACAUCAAGAUGGCGAUGGUGGCUUUGUUGUUCAUCUAUCACGGUUUUUGCUACUACUACCUGAAACAGUUUCAAAAAGAACGUUGUCGGCGCAGCCCUGUUUUCUUCCGCUGGUUUAACGAAGCUCCCGUACUCCUGCUAAUCGGCAUUGUGAUUAUGGCGGUGGUACGGCCUUAG